AAUCGACUAUUCAAUUUUUGGAUCAUUUCGGAUUUGGUUCCUAAUUACUCCGGAGUAUUUGUUUGAGGAAUAAUAAUAAUAAUAGGAGAGGGGAGCAAAGAGCGGAGAGAGGUUUGCUCGCUGUAUUGACGGCCACAUUUACGUCUGAGCGCACUCUCAUUCAUUCCUUCCCGGCUUCAACGAUACUCUUCGCGUAUAACUUUCAUCCAGACCGUUUGCAGAUGAAACAGCAGGCAGAUCGUGGUGUUUGAUUUGGAUUCGGAUACGGGGAUGUCGUGCUCAUCGUCAUCUUCUGCUUCGGAGGAGGAUGAGGCAAUGGAUUCGUACAGGAAGGGGGGAUACCACGCGGUGCGUGUAGGCGAUUCUUUCUCCAGUGGUCGGUACAUCGCGCAGCGGAAACUCGGCUGGGGAGAGUUCUCCACUGUCUGGCUGGCCUAUGAUACUAAAACAUCAACAUAUGUAGCUUUGAAGAUUCAAAAGAGUGCACCACAAUUUGCUCAAGCUGCUCUACAUGAAAUUGAAGUCCUCUCUGUUAUUGCUAAUGGUGACCCCUCAAACAGUCAUUGUGUGAUACGGCUGAUUGACCAUUUUAAGCACACUGGCCCAAAUGGACAGCAUCUCUGCAUGGUUCUUGAAUAUCUUGGUGAUAGCUUGUUGCGACUGAUAAGAUCUAACCAUCAUAAAGGCCUUGAGUUAAACAAAGUUAGAGAUAUAUGCAGGUGCAUUUUGACUGGUCUAGAUUAUUUGCACAGAGUACUUGGAAUUAUACAUACCGACCUAAAACUUGAAAAUAUUUUGCUCUGCUCCACCAUUAAUCCCACCAAAGAUCCAAUUAAAUCUGGGCAGUCCCCUAUUCUUGAAAGGCCUGACGGAUUCCAAAAUGGGGGAGCGACCAUGAAUCUCAUUGAGAAAAAGCUAAAACAAAGGGCAAGGAGUGCUGCAGCCCGGCUAUCUGGAAGACAAUCUUCCAUGGUCGAGGGAACAGAUACAAAGCCCACAAGAUCUCUUGAUGGAAUUGACUUAUAUUGUAAGGUUGUGGAUUUUGGAAAUGCUUGUUGGGAUGGUAAGCAAUUUGCAGAAGAAAUUCAAACAAGACAAUACAGAGCUCCUGAAGUAAUAUUGCAAUCUGGGUAUUCUUUUUCGGUUGAUAUGUGGUCAUUUGCUUGUAUUGCGUUUGAGCUUGCUACUGGUGAAAUGAUGUUCACGCCAAAGGGCGGACAAGGUUUCAGCGAGGAUGAGGAUCACCUUGCUCUUAUGAUGGAGGUACUUGGCAAAAUACCUCGGAAGAUGGCAACUAGUGGGGUCCGAUCUAAAGACUACUUUGACAGACAUGGUGAUUUAAAGAGGAUCCGACGACUUAAGCACUCGCCUCUGGAUAAACUAUUAGUUGAUAAGUAUAAACUCUCGAAAGAGGAUGGGGUUGAGUUUGCGGAGUUUCUUCGUCCCCUCCUUGCUUUUGAGCCAGAGAAGCGACCAACUGCACAGCAAUGCCUGCAGCACACAUGGCUCAAUGCUAAUAAGGGUUUGAAUCCGAAUGAGAUCAGCGGCGAAUCUGGCUUUCAUAAAGUUAAUGUUGGGAUGAGCAGCUUUCAUGUUAAGGUGGGUAAGUGAUAGUAGGGGAAUCAAUAUGACCCCCACUGCAUUUGCCCAAGUCUUACCACAGGUUUGUUAGUGCGCAUACGAUUCAUCCUCACUUACCAACACAGCCACAUCCUCCCUGUGGAUAAAAGUAAGUUGGAGGAUUGGGAGAGAGAGCCAAUCCCAGUCAUAUGCCCCCAAACUCUCUUUCUCUCUCUCUCUCUCUCUCUCCACGUGUAUGAAAUUUUGACCACUUAGAUUCAACCGAUUUUCCAAAGUUCCACUUCAUUCAUUACCAGAAUGGCCAAUCAAAUGAUCACAGUUAACACUGAACUAGUAUAAUCUUGAGCCCCCUUCAGGAAUAUGAGAGGUGCGGGUUAACAUUACAAUUUACAAGACAACCCCCGUCCCAGAUUUCAUCCGCGUUCUUGAAGAGAUGCUACUCGGAUGAAUUUUAGGCUCUGUCAAUCAUAUGGGACCUAUUUGGAAUUGGUUGUUAGCUACUUAGCUCUUUGUAUCCGCGUAUUGCUGGAGCAAUUUAAAUUAUUGUGUUACCUGAUUGGCAAAAAAAAUGUUUUGUGAAAUU
Messenger RNA from Cuscuta campestris, 2164 nucleotides. Lineage: Eukaryota; Viridiplantae; Streptophyta; Magnoliopsida; Solanales; Convolvulaceae. The record is from the annotation of a GenBank genome assembly.